UGUUAGUCCGAAUGGCAAAGGACACCUGGAGUUCGCUGACGAGCAAGCUCCAAUAGCACCAUGUCGACAUACCGGACGCAAACGCCUUGUUUUUAAAAUAACUAGAAAAUAUUAUACGACUAAAUGAUCGUCGACAACGAAUUAAUUAUAAUUAUGAAACAAGAGAGGAUGUUAAGAGAAUUAAUCCCACUUAUCCAUGUGCGCCUUUUUGUUAUGGUAAUCCUUUUCAAGCUAUUUUUAGAGAUAAUACAUAUUAUUAUUUUUACGUUUAUCUGUUUUGUCAAACUGAAGAGAGAAAUCUUCUUUUCAUUGCAGAUGCUGAGGAAACAGAAUUGGUGUUUUAUGUUCCUUUUACUCAGUUGGAACAUAGAAGCUUUCAGAGGACAACAAAAAGAAAGAGAAAUAAGUCAAAAAAGCUGCGAGGAGGGAAGCCACGUCCUGAACGAGUGCGAAGAACGCUGUGAAUGUCGGGAUGGCCAGCUUAUUAAUUGCUACCGCGUGCGAAAAGAGUUUACUAACAUGGAAAUCAACCACAGACGACGUUAUAUCAACGCGUACAAGACGGCUUCAAUGAAUCCUGCUUUCAAGAAAGAGUAUGAAAGAUUGGUCACUUUGCAUGUUAAUACACCUGACGACCUCCUUCAUCACUCACCUCGCAUAUUUUUCCCGUGGCACCGAUGGUUCUUGGUUGAGUUCGAGAAUCUCCUGCGCAGAAUCGACUGUCGUGUGACUUUGCCUUAUUGGGACUGGAGCCGAGUUGCUCACUACUGGUGGAAUGCAUCUGAUAGCAACGCGAUUUGGAGCUCUGGCGACCACGGGUUAGGNGGCAAUGGAAACCCAUCAGAUGAUGACUGUGUUGAGGACGGGCCGUUUAGCAAGGAGAAAUGGCGUCUGGUGAAACAAACAGGAGGUGGAUGUCUGAGGAGGAAUUUUCACCUCGUUAAACUCGAUGGAGAUACGGAAGAUCUAAAGAGGACUUUAGCGCUGCCCUUGGAAAGAUUUUUCGACUUUGAAGAAAUCGUUCGCGAUGGUUAUCAUAGUCUGCUGCACAACUGGAUCGGUGGAACGAUGUCUAAUCCGUUCACAGCGUCAAAUGCCCCGGAAAUGGUCUUUCAUCAUACUUUCCUGGACAAGAUUUGGCUCCAAUGGCAGAAUAAAGGCGAGCAUUACAAAAAUGCCUACUUUCCAACCACUCACGAGAAGCUGCCUCCAUCAAAAUACUUCGGCUGAGAAUGGCUGGAUUCAAGUAACCUUCCUGGUGGAGUGAAAGUUACAUACGAAGAUGAUUAAAUGCAAAUGUCGAACUAAGACUAAUUGCUAUGAGAUCACAAUGGUGUUAGAAAAUGUUUAGUGUUCCUGAAAUGAAUUGAUCAGUUCAAAAUUGACUGUUAUUUCAGCUCUUGUACUGUUGAAAAGUCCACCGCGUAAUUUUAUCCAAAAGUGGCAACACUGAAGCGUGUACGUCCAAAGAAGUCAAGUGUGGCGGGAAAAUUAGUCAACCUCGACAGCUAGCUUUCGCGCUCAGUUUUUCUGGUCAAG
Orbicella faveolata is the source of this 1539-nucleotide messenger RNA. Its product is annotated as tyrosinase-like. The record is from RefSeq and is a predicted model, not a curated record. Lineage: Eukaryota; Metazoa; Cnidaria; Anthozoa; Scleractinia; Merulinidae.